AUGGCGGAACUUUACAGCACCAACCCUGGCAUCUACGGAUCCUUCCCCGGCACCUACUACGGUUCUGAGCAGCGUGGUACCGAUGUCAUCGACAGAUACGUUGUCCCCGAGACCACCACUGUCCCCUACCAGCAGCUCGUCUACCAGACCCAGACUGUCCAGGAGCCCCGUACCUACAUGGAGUCUGUCCAGAAGACCGUCCAGGUCCCCAAGACUGUGAUGGAGGACCACGACGUUGUCUACAAGACCCCCAAGAUCGAGAUGGAGACCCGCACCAUCCAGGUCCCCAAGAGCGUCAUGGAGGACAAGGAGAUCCAGGUCCAGGUCCCCAAGCGCAUCCAGGUCCCCCAGACCAAGAUGGUUCCUCGCACCGUUUUGGUCCCCGUCACCGUCAUGGUCGACCAGAUCAUCCAGGAGACCGAAACCCGCACUAUCCAGGUCCCCAAGACCGUGAUGGAGGACCGUGAGAUCGAGGUCCCCCGCCAGGUCUACGAGACUGUCACCCGCACUGUCCAGCGCCCCAAGACCAUCAUGGAGGAGAAGGUGAUCACUGUGCAGGAGCCAAGAAUUGUCCAGGUUCCCAAGCAGAUCCCUGUCACCCAGACUGUCCUUUCUCAGCGCUACGUGACCGCUGGCGUCACCCAGACUGUCCCUUCUAUCACUUCUGCGCCUCUCAUGAGCACCGCAUACGCACCGGGCGGAUAUUAUGCUAGCAUGCCAUCCGGCAACGCUCCAUCUCAGAACGAGGGACAGGUUUGA
Molecule: messenger RNA, 759 nt
Organism: Guillardia theta CCMP2712
Lineage: Eukaryota; Cryptophyceae; Pyrenomonadales; Geminigeraceae
Exons: 1
Coding region: 1-759 (252 amino acids)
Source: RefSeq, a predicted model, not a curated record